This is a messenger RNA of Trichoderma asperellum CBS 433.97, 870 nucleotides long. The record is from RefSeq and is a predicted model, not a curated record. NCBI's taxonomy places the organism in Eukaryota, Fungi, Ascomycota, Sordariomycetes, Hypocreales, Hypocreaceae.
AUGGCUUUCGAGACUUACAAACCUUCGCUUGAUGAUCCAAACGCUUGGGUACCAUACCGAUACUAUCCCAGCAUUCCUGCUGCUGCCAUAUUCAUCGCUCUUUAUUCUAUCGUAACCAUUGCUCAUAUCGUUAUCAUCGUCACACGUCGAACAUGGUCAUUCACACCUUUCAUUAUCGGUGGUCUUUUUGAACUCGUCGGCUACAUCGGACGGGCUAUUUCGGCCGGAGACAUUUGGGCUCUAGGACCAUAUAUUGUUCAAAGCAUCUUACUUCUUGUGGCACCGGCGUUAUUCGCUGCAUCGAUCUAUAUAAUACUCGGCCAGAUUAUGGUCUUUGUUAACGGAGGAGAAUUCUCUUUAGUGCCGAGGAGAUGGUUGACGAAGGUAUUUGUCGCUGGAGAUGUCAUCUCGUUUCUUCUACAAAUGGCCGAUUUCCUCAAUCUGGGCGAGAAAAUCAUCAUUGCUGGACUUUUUGCACAAAUUGUCUUCUUUGGAUUUUUCAUCGUCGUUGCUAUAACCUUUGAGGUACGAUUCACGCGACAUCAAGCGGCAUUGAGUCUGAAACUUGCCAAAUGGAAAAAGCACAUGUAUACGUUAUAUGUCGGCUCCUUGCUCAUCAUGGUCCGGUCCAUUUUCCGCGUCGUCGAGUACUUGAUGGGUAACAACGGCUUCUUACUUCGACACGAGUACCUUCUUUACAUUUUCGACGCUACCCUGAUGUUUCUCGUCAUGGUUCUAUUUCUUUGGGUUCAUCCAGGUCAACUUCGAACUUCACCCUCUCCCGAAGAAGCAACCUAUACCUUGGAUAUUGACGCAAACAACGCCUUAAAACAGAAGGGAUCUUCUCACCACCGAAGCCAUCGGGUAUAG